GCUCAUCCUGCCUCCAUAUUCUGAAAAUAAUCCUCUGGGGUUGGCACUGCCGCUCAACAGUAGAGUGCAUGUGUAGCACGUGAAAAUCUGUCAUCCCCAGCACCUCCAAAGAACUCCCGUGGAUGCAUCUCCCCACCCCCACAGUCUGCAGGCCUCUUUCCAUGUUUUCUCUGAUUCUAGGCUGUGGACACAGAGCAGGGGACAAGGAGGUGUCUGCACAGAAGGCUUCUGAGGAUGGUGCAUCGUGCCUGAGGACUUCACGGUCAGGACCACCCGCUCAGAAGACUCACCGGUGUGACACCUGUAUCCUGGCUCUGAAAGAUAUCCUGCAUCUGUCUGAUCCUCCUGUGCAGAAGCUGUACCUGGCUGGGCCGUGUGCAAAGCCUCCCCCGCACCACAUGCUUCAUGCUGGCAAGAAAUGCUUAAAGGAGGAUAUGGACAGGAAUUCACUCAGGAAAAGCCAUGAAUUGUCUACACCAGGAAAGCCCUUCAACUGUGAGGCUAAUUGUAAGAAUUUCCCAACCUCAUCAGACCAGGUCAUUCCUCAUGGCAAAAAUACAAAUAACUCUGAGUUUGGGGAAUCCCUUAGCCAGAAAGACAGUCAUUACAACCUAUUCAAAUGCAAAAAAGCUUCCAGUCACAAAAAUGUGGCUUUCCAUAAUCUGAAGGUCUGUAGUAGAGAAAGUCAUUAUGAGCAAAGCAAGUGUGAGGAUGUGUUACAGGACAGACACUCACGUGAUUGGCACCAGGAAGGACGUGCUGGAGAGCGGCCUUACAAGUGUGGAGAAUGUGGCAAAUUCUUUAAGCGAGCGUACACCCUGGCUGUACACCAGAGAUCCCAUGCUACAAAACUGUCUUACAAGUGUAAAGGAUGUGGGAAGUCCUUUAAGCAUGUGAGUAGCCUUAAUAUACACAAGACAACCCAUACUGAAGAACGGCCUUUUACGUGUGGAGAAUGUGGGAAAUCUUUUAAGCGUGUGAGUACCCUUAAUGCACAUAAGAAAAUCCACACUGGUGAGCGGCCUUUCGAAUGUAGAGAGUGUGGUAAGACGUUUGUACGCCUGGGUUCCCUCACUGCACACAGGAGAGUGCACACCGGAGAGCGGCCCUACACCUGCAGAGAAUGUGGGAAGUCCUUUAAGAAUAGGAGUGCCCUCAGUGUACACAGGAGGAUCCACACUGGUGAGCGGCCUUUUGAAUGUAGAGAGUGUGGUAAGACAUUUGUGCGAUUGGGUUCCCUCACUGUACACCUGAGAGUGCACACCGGCGAACGGCCUUACGAGUGUGGAGAGUGUGGGAAAUCCUUUGCAGGAGCGGGCACCUUUGCAAUCCACCAGAGAAUCCACACUGGUGAAAGGCCUUAUAAAUGUAGAGAAUGUGGGAAGUCAUUCAAAAAAAAAGAUGCCCUUAAUACGCACCAGAGAGUCCACACUGGAGAAAAACCUUUUGAAUGUAGUCACUGCGGGAAAGCAUUUAAGCGAAUGGCUUCUCUUAGAAUACAUGAGAGAUCCCACACUGGAGAAAGGCCUUUUGAAUGUAAAGAAUGUGGGAAAUCCUAUACAGGAAGAUAUGCCCUUCUGGCACACCAGAUGCUUCACACUGGAGAGAGACCUUACGAAUGUGGAGAAUGUGGGAAAGCAUUUAAGCUAAGUGGUGCCCUAACUGCACACAAAAGAAUCCACACUGGAGAGAAGCCUUACGAAUGCAGAGUGUGUGGGAAGUCAUUUAGAAAGAAAUAUGGACUUACUGUGCACCAUUCAAUCCACAGGGCAGAAAGGCCUUUCAAAUGCAGGAAAUGUGGGAAAUCUUUUAAGAGAGCAACAGACGUUACCAUACAUCAGAAGGUCCACACUAGAGAAAAACCUUAUGAGUGUAGAGAGUGUGGGAAAGCAUUUAAGCGGAUGGCUUCUCUUCAGAUACAUAAGAGACUCCACACGGGAGAACGGCCUUAUGAGUGUAGAGUGUGCAGGAAAUCCUUUAAGCGGUCAACUGAACUUACUCAGCACCUGAAAGUCCACAGUGGCGCACGGCCUUAUGAAUGCAGGAAGUGUGGGAAGUCCUUUAAGCGAGCAGCUGAACUUAUUGUGCACCAGAGAGUGCACACCGGAGAGCGGCCCUACAAGUGCGGAGAGUGUGGCAAGUCCUACAAGCAAAGGGGUGUCCUUAUCGUGCACCAGAGGAUCCACACUGUCGUAAAGCCUUACGAGUGCAGAGAUUGUGGGAAGUUCUUUACACAAAGAGGUGACCUGAAUGUGCACCAGAGGGUGCACACCGGAGAAAGGCCUUACGAGUGUGAAAAAUGUGGGAAGGCAUUUAAAAAGAGACAUGCACUCAAUGUGCACCGAGUCACUCACACGGGAGAAAGGCCGUACGAGUGCAGACAGUGUGGGAAGUCUUUCAUUCAGCGCUCUCAUCUUACUGUUCACUGCAAGAUUCAUGCUGGAUAAACAUCUCACAAACCCAAUGAAUGUGCAAAAGCUUUGGGGUACAGAAGCAAUGUGGGUUCAUUCUCCAUGUUUGGUGUGGUUUUUAUGAAAGAGCUCACUUCGUUAUAAAUAGGGAAGUUCACACUUAGGAUUUAUGAGUGUGAUGAAAGUAGGAAAGGGCUGGGAAGGUAGCUCAGUGGCAGAGUGCUUGCCUGGCAUGCAUGAGGCCCUGGGU
Messenger RNA from Dipodomys ordii (Ord's kangaroo rat), 2661 nucleotides. RefSeq names its product zinc finger protein 260-like. The transcript has a single exon. Bases 123 to 2447 code for a protein of 774 amino acids. The record is from RefSeq and is a predicted model, not a curated record. Lineage: Eukaryota; Metazoa; Chordata; Mammalia; Rodentia; Heteromyidae.